Molecule: messenger RNA, 568 nt
Organism: Sarcophilus harrisii (Tasmanian devil)
Lineage: Eukaryota; Metazoa; Chordata; Mammalia; Dasyuromorphia; Dasyuridae
Gene: RPA3
Product: replication protein A3
Exons: 4
Coding region: 88-453 (121 amino acids)
Biological process (GO): base-excision repair; mismatch repair; double-strand break repair via homologous recombination
Cellular component (GO): DNA replication factor A complex; site of double-strand break; nucleus
Molecular function (GO): single-stranded DNA binding; damaged DNA binding
Source: RefSeq, a predicted model, not a curated record
GGGCCAACUUCCGGCCCAGGGCGGACCGGGUUGGCGCGCGGCAGCCGAAAGUCCCGCCCCCAGCGGGUCCCGGGCUCCUUUCCCGCCAUGGCGGAGCUGCUGGAAUUGCCGCGGACGCGGAUCGGAGCCGCGCAUGUGGCGCACUUCAUCGACCGGCCGGUGUGCUUCGUGGGGCGGCUGGAGAAGAUCCACCCCAGCGGAAAGUCCUUCAUCCUGUCGGACGGGGAAGGCAAGCAGGUCACAGUGGAGCUGUCGGAGCCCCUCGAAGAGGAGAUUUCCGGCAUCCUGGAAGUGGUCGGCAAAGUGACGGCCAAGGCCACCAUCUUGUGCGCGUCCUACAUGCUCUUCCGGGACCACAACAGCAGCUUCGACCUCAGGCUCUACAACGACGCUCUCAAAGUCAUCCACGAGUUCCCGCAGUAUUACCCGUUUGGGGCCGCGCAGCAGAACUGACGGCGCGGGAUCCGCUUCCGGCGGGGCGUCCCGUGUCUGAGGAGCUUAACUCUGGGCUCUGGGGCCUGCAAACGAUCCUCUUAUUAAUAAAGAAGAACAAUCAUGUGCUCUUGAA